AUGGGGCUUCAUCUUACCUUCGAGGGCUACUUUCACAUGCUGCAAGAAGACAUACAUACUGGCCUGGCAAGUGCCUUCUUCAGAUCCGAGUGGACGGCCGCCUUUAGACAGGCGAUACUCGGCAGUGCCAUUCGGCCGAUUCUCAAGAAGAUGUACUGGUUGCCGAACGAAAUAAAGGUGUGGCUAUCGUUGGCGCCCUUCCUUUGCCAGUACCCGUCCGACACCAUGACGGCUGCCGAUCUCGUCUGA
Molecule: messenger RNA, 249 nt
Organism: Anthostomella pinea
Lineage: Eukaryota; Fungi; Ascomycota; Sordariomycetes; Xylariales; Xylariaceae
Source: the annotation of a GenBank genome assembly